AUGAGUUCAUCCGUAUGCAAAACCUCUCAAGUGGAACUUGAAAAUGAAGUCGCGGAACUCGAGGCCCGGCUCGCAAAGGCCAAACAACAAUUGAAGUCCAGGACGGCGGCAACCGCCAGUGCUCACGAUGAGAAUGGACCAUCAUCUUACAAGCAACUACUAACACCACCAAGCCCACUCACGCAGACAGCGAUAACAGACUCCUCACAACACUACCUCCUGCUACUCUCCGACUCGGCACUGCCCCUGGGCUCAUUCGCCUUCAGCUCCGGUUUGGAAUCGUACCUAGCGCACGCGCGCAAUCACAACCACAACCACAACCGGACCUCACCAGCCCAACCAUCAGCACCAUCAGCAUCAGCACCCUCUUUCUCGUCCUUCCUCCCACUCUCGCUCUCCUCCUACGCCAGCACGACGCUGCCCUUCGUGCUGGCCGCGCACCGCGACCCAGCCGCGCUCGCGGAGCUGGACGAUUGUCUCGACGCAGCUGUUAUCUGUACUGUUGGAAGGCGCGCGUCCGUCGCACAGGGCCGCGCUUUGCUGUCCAUCUGGGAGAAGAGCUUUGUGAAUAGCAUGCCGAGUGCAUCAAGUCCGGCUGUGGAGGAGGGGGCGCGGAAGGUGUUGGGGGGGUUUGGGGGGUUGUUGAGGCGGGCUGGUGGUUCUGGUUCUGGUUCUGGCUCAUCUAUGACGACUACGACCAAACCCUCUUCGGCUCCUCAGACAUCCCCUGCGAUCAAAGCAGGGGCAAUCGAAAAACACGAGCCACACGAACAAGAUGAUGAAGAACAGACAGAAGAAUUCCCAGACCCAGACCCAGCUCUCCCACCCCCCGCCUCCGCCCACCUCGCCCCCCUCUUCGGCGCCAUCGCCAACAUACUUGGGCUUAGCCUCCACCAGACGGCGUACGUGUUCAUGCUGGCGCACGCCAAGGCGCUCGCGUCGGCCGCCGUGCGCGCGGGGGUGUUCGGGCCCUACCAGGCGCAGCGGCUGCUGGCGGGCUCUGAAGUACAGGGUUUGAUAAGGGAGGUCGUCGAGCGCGAGUGGUUGACCAAAAUCGAGGAGGCCGGGCAGAGCGUGCCGGUUAUGGAUCUCUGGGUUGGGCGGCAUGAGUUGCUUUAUUCGAGGAUUUUUAAUAGUUGA
This is a messenger RNA of Anthostomella pinea, 1140 nucleotides long. The record is from the annotation of a GenBank genome assembly. Lineage: Eukaryota; Fungi; Ascomycota; Sordariomycetes; Xylariales; Xylariaceae.